This is a messenger RNA of Nicotiana tabacum (common tobacco), 1676 nucleotides long. RefSeq names its product F-box only protein 8. The record is from RefSeq and is a predicted model, not a curated record. Gene Ontology annotation, molecular function: protein binding. NCBI's taxonomy places the organism in Eukaryota, Viridiplantae, Streptophyta, Magnoliopsida, Solanales, Solanaceae.
UAAUAAAACGGACAAAAAGCAUUAAAUAAAGUGACAAGCUUUUGCUUCUUCUUCACUUCUGUCCUCUGUUCUUUCUCAUAUCUAAUUUCUGCAUUUUUUCUGUAUCUUUUCCUUCUUAGAGUCACCAACUCUUAUUCAUCAGCUCAUAAGAAGAUAAAUUGGGGAGCAAACGACCACCAGUAUGGAUGGUAGCCGUCCUUUACCAGAAGAUCUAUUAGUGGAAAUUCUAUUGAGGUUGCCUGUGGAGUCACUCUUGCGUUUCAAAUGUGUGUCCAAGCAUUGGUAUGCUCUCAUCAAAAGUCCAAGUUUCAUAGAAAAACAUUUUCAUUACAAGAACAAUCGUGCCCGUCUCCUCAUUUGUAACUUAACAAUAUCAAAUUUAUCAAAAUCCGUUGCUUUUUGCUUGCUCCCUGGUAAAAUAGUUCCAGGUGUGACCCCUGAACAAAAAACUCUCUAUCAGUUUCAGAGGACUGAUUUCAUGUCCAUUACUGGCCCGGUUGAUGGCUUAUUCUUGGUGCAAAAACCGUUUUAUGACGACGAUGUUUGCUUGGCUUUGUGGAAUCCUUCCACCAGAGAGUUCUGGCCUCUGCCUCCUGUGUCUUUUGAGCUUCAGUCAGAGGAUUAUGAUGAACAAUUUGCACUGGGAUAUGACCCGUCGACUCGAGAUUAUAAGGUUGUAUGUAUUCGAAGAUUUUGGGAUAACUUUGGACAAGGCGCUUUCACUCGAGUCUUUGUCAGUGUCUAUUCGUUACGCAACAACUCAUGGAAGAACCUGAGAUCUGAAUUCCCUUCCUGUUGUCACUUAAAUGAAACCAUUGGUGCCACUUAUCUCAACGGGGUAUAUUAUUGGCUCUCAGGAGGCCUAGACAAAAUCUGCAGGAUACGCUCAUUUGACAUGGCCAGUGAACAGUUUGGGGAGAUGCACGCACUAGAUAUUCCAAAAGCACGGUGGGGAGCACUUAUGUUGCGUGGUGACUCGCUUGCUCUCUUAGUUUGUGACCAGCCUGGUAAGGCUAUGACAUCCAUAUAUGAAGUGUGGGUAAUGAAACAAGAGGGUAGUUGGACCAAAGUUCUUACUGUUCAACCUCUUAUAGAUGCUCAUUGGCCUCGCGGCAUCUGGGAGGAUGAUAAGAUGAUUUUCAAAAUCACUGAAACUUCACAGCUGGUGCUAUAUGAUCCUACAACAAGAGAAGUUACAGAGCUUGGAUUUCAGCUGGACCGAACCUGGGGUCAAUGUUGGGUUUUCAAUUACAAGGAGAGCCUAGUUCCAAUAACGAGAGGAAACGAUAACCUCGGCCAGGACAAUGCAGUCAAGAAAAUCGACCACUUCUUCAAUAUAGAUUACGAAGAAGAUCCGGGCCUGUUGGUUGUUAUAUAAAAUCUAACACUGCAUUUUAUCUUAGUUUGGAACAGAAUGUCCAUAGGAAAUAGAACUAAUCUAGUUUUGCCCGAGCUGUAUUUCCCAUAUUAGUAAUAUGUCUGUAAAGCCCUGCAAGUAUGGUGCUAAGUGAAGAGUAGCAACAUUUUGUAGAUGAAGAAUUGACAGAAAAACUAUACCCAUGGGUUGGUCUUGGUGCUGUAAUGGCUUGAAGGUUAAAUUGACAAGGGUGUAUUAUGUGAUGAUAUAUGCAUUUAUAGUAUGGGGUUAGUCCAGUUGAUGUUAGUUUUGAUUGGUC